Molecule: messenger RNA, 1236 nt
Organism: Penicillium arizonense
Lineage: Eukaryota; Fungi; Ascomycota; Eurotiomycetes; Eurotiales; Aspergillaceae
Exons: 3
Coding region: 1-1236 (411 amino acids)
Molecular function (GO): protein binding
Source: RefSeq, a predicted model, not a curated record
AUGUCUGGGAGGCAAGCACCGUCCCUUCUUUCUUUGCCCAUUGAAAUUAUCCAAUUGAUCCUUUCCUACAUCCCGUCUCAGGACCUAUCCCAAAAUGUGGAAAUGACUUGCAAAGAACUCAGGAAGGCCAUGAUCCCUGUCUACCGAGUUAGAUACGGGCAUGAGCCAGCGCCUUCUGUCCCUUCUAUGGCUUUACUUCAGGCACGCUUCAACCUGCAAUUUUCUGUUUCUUGGUCUACCUGUUCUUCAGAAGUUUUGGAAUGUUGCCUAUUUGCCGUUGCCACAAGUGGUGAUAUGGAACUGUUUGUCUACUUAAAGCAGCUUUUGCUCGAGGCUGGCAAAGAUAUUCAAGUUCACCGCGCAGCCAAAGCAGCUGUUCGGUCUGAUCGAGUGGAGAUUUUGCAAGAAUUACAAAGCACUUUUGGUAUCGAAUCUCAUACCUUGCCAUUAAUGGAAGUGGCAGCGUAUUCCGGCAGCGCAAAUGCAGUUCAAUUUCUACUCGAGCUUGGGCCUACGAUUGAUUUGGAAUAUCCCUACGAACUCGCCUUACGCUGUUGCGAUCUUGAUGUCCUUCGCCGGCUCAAAACGCAUUCUCCACGCAACAGGGGCUCGUAUUUGCGGAAUGGGCAAUUGCAAAUUGCAGUCAUCUUGACAGACCUCUUGGAGAGUUGGGCAAACAAGAGCAAGAUAAUUGAAUUUCUUGUUAAGCAUGCUUCUGUCGACAUUAACGCCAUUGGAAGGGAUGGGCUUGCUGUCGUACAUAUUGCGGCCGUCAACAAUCAGAUCGAUGCGCUCAAGCUUUUCGAGAACCUUGGUGCCAACAUGAUGUCUUUGGGUGAGGUUGAACAGACGCCAGCCGAAAUUGCCCUUUGUAAUGGGUACAACAUACCAUUCCUCGAGUGCUCUUCUCUCCCAAUAGAGCUAUUCGCGAUGAAGCGGGACCUGGCAAAAACUAUCAUUGGCAAACAAUGCGAUGCUAUGUUCAAAGGCCAGCGGAAGUGUCCCAGCUUCGACCGUGCUUUGAAUGACGCAGAAAGCAAGUUGGCGGAUAUUUGGGCAAAGACAAUCGGAUUGGAAACGUUGCGUGAACUGCUUAACAUAAUCGACACACCGUUGUUUGAGCCAGUUGAGAAGUUGCUGAGGAUCAUCAUGGAAUUUGGUCGGGGGCCGGUUAAGCCGAGAGAAAGGCAGCUUCGAGAUGUGGAUGACAUCAAGGACAUUUUGAACAACGCCUAA